Pristis pectinata (smalltooth sawfish) is the source of this 1275-nucleotide messenger RNA. It is a transcript of the gene evx2, whose product is annotated as even-skipped homeobox 2. Lineage: Eukaryota; Metazoa; Chordata; Chondrichthyes; Rhinopristiformes; Pristidae. The coding region runs from base 1 to 1275 and encodes 424 amino acids. Gene Ontology annotation, molecular function: DNA-binding transcription factor activity, RNA polymerase II-specific; RNA polymerase II cis-regulatory region sequence-specific DNA binding. The record is from RefSeq and is a predicted model, not a curated record. The transcript has 3 exons. Gene Ontology annotation, cellular component: nucleus. Gene Ontology annotation, biological process: regulation of transcription by RNA polymerase II.
AUGGAAAGAAUAAGAAAAGAAAUAAUUCUGAUGGAACGGGGUCUGCAUAGUCCUGCUGCCAAAAGGAUUUCGAAUUUGUCAGACUCAGCUGGAAAUGCGGUGGAGGAGGCCCUUGAAAAUUCUCAUCACAGUGGUCGUCUCAGCCCCAGACCAACUUCCGCCUCCCUCCACAACACUGUUGGGGACACCCCAACAAACGGCAAAUUUGAGAUAGACAAUUUAUUCCACCAUCAACAUUCAAGCGACAGCACGUCUUCGUCUGAAAUUUCGUCUUCGGAAAGCAGGAAAAAAUUUUCCCUUUACCCAGAACUUGCUAGUCGAGAGAAAGAAGCAGAAAUGAACAGUGAUGUUGAUGUGGGGUGCUCGACACUCCGCUCUCCUGCCGGCGUCAGUACAACGCACCUCAAAGAAAAUACAAACAAAGUUUAUUCUGAUAAUGGCAGUUCAACUAAUACUUCUUCGAAUGGGUCCAGUAUUACGAAUCUGAACGGCAACUCCAGUUCAAUAGGCAAUUCGGGUUCUGGUCCUGACCAGGUGAGACGGUAUCGAACUGCUUUCACCCGAGAACAAAUCGGUAGACUAGAGAAAGAGUUUUACAGAGAAAACUAUGUAUCCAGACCCAGGCGAUGUGAACUGGCGGCCGCUUUAAAUCUACCCGAAACUACUAUCAAGGUUUGGUUUCAGAACCGGCGGAUGAAAGAUAAAAGACAGCGACUAGCUAUGUCAUGGCCCCACCCGGCUGACCCAAGCUUUUAUACCUACAUGAUGACCCAUGCGGCGGCCACUGGGAGCCUGCCCUACCCUUUCCACUCUCACGUGCCCUUGCACUACUACCCCCACGUCGGCGUCACUGCGGCUGCCGCCGCCGCCGCCGCCACAGGCGCCACGCCCUUCCCCACCUCCAUCCGCCCGCUCGACACCUUCCGCGCCCUCUCGCACCCGUACUCGCGGCCCGAACUUCUCUGCAGCUUUCGCCACCCGGGCCUCUACCAGUCGCCACACGGGCUCAACAGUAGCGCGGCCACCGCAGCGGCCGCAGCGGCGGCGGCUGCAGCCGCCUCGACGCCGGCCGGCACCGCGCCUUGCUCCUGCCUCAGUUGCCACAGCAACCAGAGCGGCGCGCUGGGGCCCAGGAGCUCGAGCUCCGACUUCACGUGCACCGCGGCUGCGCAGAGGUCGGAGAGCAGCUUUCUUCCAUACUCGGCCGCGGUGCUCAGCAAAUCAGCAGCGGUGUCACCGCCUGGCCAGCGGGAGGAGUCCUCCCUUACCAGAUAA